Molecule: messenger RNA, 1548 nt
Organism: Rotaria socialis
Lineage: Eukaryota; Metazoa; Rotifera; Eurotatoria; Philodinida; Philodinidae
Source: the annotation of a GenBank genome assembly
AUGGAUUUACAGCCAAUGCGCCAAUUUGAUUAUUUACAACGAACACUUUCAAUUUUUUUGACGAAUCCAUCUGAUAUGUCAGAACAAUUUGAAUUAUUAAUAGAUGAGCUUAUUAAAGAAAAUAAACAAAUCAAUAAAUCACCAAAGUGUUCUCCUGAAUCUACAUCGUCAGAUUCGAAAUCUGACUUACAGACAACAAUUUCUAAUUCUCCACAACCAUUACCCAAAAAACGUUCAGCUCCAAUAUCAGCAAAUACGAAACCUCCACCACCAAAACGUUUAAAAUCCACAACAACAACGACAACAACAACAAAUAAAGAUGAUGAUGAUAUUCCUAAAAAGAAAAAAAUACAAUCAGAGGAAGCAAUCAAUACAAAUGAUAAAGACGAAGAUAGUAAUGAAGAUGAAGAUGAUAAUGAUGAUACGAAAUCAAAACCAUCUGAAUCUCACACUAAUCCAUCAUCAUCAUCUCGAGAUAUUAAUGAAUUCGCUAUUGAAUUAGGUCUUGUUUGCAAUAAAUGCAUGGUUCUUACGGAAGAAAAAGAUAAUCGUUUAGUUGAAUGUCAUGAAUGUCAUGCGAAGUAUCAUCAAAAAUGCCACAAACCAUCAGUUAGUACUGGUGAUAUUAGUGAUCCUCGAUGUUUAUGGUAUUGUGCAAAAUGCCGACGAUUAAUUAACAAACGACAACAAUCACAAUCAUCAAUUAAAGAAACAAAAACAAAUAGUAAUUCAUCGUCAUCAAUCAAUAAAUCAAAAACGUCUGAGUCACCAUUGUCAACAGGAAAGAAAAGUAUAUCAACGUCUAUUACAGAUGUAACUACUGGACUUUUUUCAUUUAAAUCCAAACCGUCUGAUUCAACAAUAUCAGAUACUACGACAAUUAGUAAUCCAACAAUUUCUAAUUCAAAUUCUUCAUUAGCAAAUGGUAAUGCCACCAAAAAUACUAACGGGUGGGCUUCAUUAGCUACUGGGUUUAAAGAAAAAAAGACAACGUCAGAAGUGACUAGUACUACUUCUAAUUCUUCAGCAAGCUCUAUUCUUGCUGAAUUAACAGCAUUGACUACAUCGAGUAAUAGUAAUAAUACGAAGCGUUCACCACCAUCACCAAAAUCAUUAAAUUCUUCAUUAAAACAAUCAAUCAAUGGUAGCAAUACGGGAUCACUAAAAACAACAAGUUCAUUAUCUCUGUCAUCAUUAAAAUCAACCAAACCAUCGUCUCCUCCUGUAAUAAAACCUCAAGUGUCAUCAUCGUCAUCAUUAAAGUCUACACAAAAAUUACUGCCAACAUCUAAAAAUUUACAAAGAAUCAGUUCACCGACGCCACUUGGUCGACAAACAUCUGUUCUUAAAUCUCCCCCGUCAGCAUCAUCACCAACAAAUACAACAUUGAAUCGUUUAAAUAGUUCGGGUAGUAAUAAUUCCGGUAGUAAUUCUUCGCCACCAACAAUUGGUACAACUGCUAAAAUAGCGACGAGUCUUGAUUUUGAAAAAAGAUUAAAGCAAAUGAAGAAACUGGCUGCUGAAAAAAGUUUGACUAAAAAAUCUUGA